AUGGCAGCCUUACAGGUCGCGAAUCGCAACGAGAGGGAUCCGAACUAUGGGAGAGACAUCAUGGUUCACGGAGGCACUGGACAGGCAUCGCGUGGUGCUGUUUCAGCAGCCAUCCAGGCCUCAAUUAGUAGAAACGUGCGAAAUCCGAACGAUGCUAGCAGCUACGCGAAGAGCACGGACGAGGAGAUUCGCGCGAAGUGGAACACAGUCAUGGCUGCCGUUGACGAAGAGCGGCUGGUUACCAGCAUGGAGCUGGAACUGCAGCUCCGGAAGGAGCACGCGGCGCUGGGGAACGCGCUGGUGCUGAGCUCGUUGGAGCCUCUGACUGAGAACAUCAACUCCGCAGCUGACAUGCUGCUUCUCCUCAACGACAACUGGGAUUGGCUGAUGAGCUCAUUGGACCAAUCAGGGACGGACGAGUGGCUGCCAGUGGAGGUGGAGCAUCAGGACGACUUUGCCGCCCUCAUGACUGCCAUCCACGCCGCCCGCACCAACCGCCUUGUGGCCUCGGGAUCAUCGCUCUUGGAGCAGGCUCAGGGCCUCACUGCCUCGCCUGCUGCCUGGGGGGUGAGUGAGAGGCGGUUUGAAAUCUAG
This is a messenger RNA of Closterium sp. Yama58-4, 594 nucleotides long. NCBI's taxonomy places the organism in Eukaryota, Viridiplantae, Streptophyta, Zygnematophyceae, Desmidiales, Closteriaceae. The record is from the annotation of a GenBank genome assembly.